Messenger RNA from Nasonia vitripennis (jewel wasp), 1823 nucleotides. RefSeq lists its product as uncharacterized. The transcript has 2 exons. Bases 735 to 1661 code for a protein of 308 amino acids. Lineage: Eukaryota; Metazoa; Arthropoda; Insecta; Hymenoptera; Pteromalidae. The record is from RefSeq and is a predicted model, not a curated record.
AACGCCAACAGUUUCUGAGUUACCAACGGAGGUUGGACACUGCAGCUGAUGCACGCGGACUCAGGUCAGGUUGGGUUUUGGCGGAAAUUUUGAUUUUUGAAAGCCAUUUUCCCUCAUUUCAUGGGAAUUAUCCCGCAUAACUAUUCGAAAAAAGUCACUCGCCCACGAUACACACUCCACGCUAUAGACGAAUAGGCGAUAGCUUUCAAUCGUCUAGAUAGAUUAAAAAAUGAUUACUUGCUGCAGACGACGCAAAUUUUAUUUGAAAAUACCGGACGUGCGCGCAGUAGACGCGCUCGCCCGCCGCGCGACCUCGACUGCAUAUCCGAACUGCCCUUGUCUAUAUAAGUACACGUGCUAAAUGUGUACAUACAUAUAUAUCCAGACGUAUUUUAUGAGUCGCAUUCGGUGAAUGUUUAUAAGUAUCCUGCCGCGCGCUCUGGCGCGCAUAGCCCGCGCGAAUGUGAAUAUGCCGUGCGCGCCUCGCCGGGUGCGCACGUGUUUGGAUUUGUAGAGGUCGAGAUUUUAUUCGGAUUCAAGGUGACGUUCCGGGAUUUGGAAAACUGGCCUACCACCCUAUAAUACUUGUGGAUAGCCGACAGUUCGACCAAAACAAACAAUUGAAGAGGAUCUCUCGAUGAUUGUCGUUCUUUUAAUGGUAACCUAACCAAAGUGCAUUUCAAUAUAAGACGAAGUGUUUACAUAUUUCUUUGAAACGAAUAAAUUGCAGAAGUAUGCAAGAGUUUUGCCCCCAGUGCGCGAAAAAUGGCCAAGAGAACAAAAUCAGGGCCUUCCAGCUCAACCACACGGAAGCUGUGCUCAUGUGCUCUAGCGAGGAGUGCAUAUGGCCAGUUGGUCAUCAAAAACUCACAUUCAUCAACAGAUUGGUUGGAAAAGAACAUUCCAGUAAUUGGGAAAAGUUGGUGCGUGCACAUAUUAAAACUGAACAUGAUCGAUUGCUCGAGUUCCAGCCUUACACACCACCACAGACGCCUUCGACAUUCCCCGACAUAAUGUCCAUUCCAAUAGAAGACAUUAUCUUUUUACCGGAUGAUCAACAGUUUCCUAGUAACUUUAUUAAACCAUGUAGUACGAUUGCAGAUAGUACAGCUAGUAGUAAGGUAAAGCCAAAGCCAAAAGUAAUUAGUAUAGAGACAGUUACAAAUAUGCCUACCUCAUUAGCUGAUAAGUCUAAAAUUAUCAAGCCUGGAAAAUAUACUUUAGGCCCACCACAAAUUAGGCAAGUUAAGAUAGAGCCAAAAGAAAAUAUAAAAGUGUUAACUUGUCCUAGAAAGAUAGGGCAACCUUACAAGAAAUUUAAUUUGACUGACUUGUCAAAUACUGCAGAUAAAGUUAUAAAUAAAGUUCCUAAGUCGAAUGUUAUAAAAGUUGAAGGAGCAGAAAUAAUAGUAAAAGACUGUUUAGAUGAAUUAAGUACGAUUACAAACAAAGUUGAGUCAUCGAAUUUAGUAAGCACAAUUGGUGAUACAAGUAAUCCCAAAGAUUUAGAUGCAGAAACGAUAGAUGAUGAUGUUUUGGACAUUGAUCUAGAUGAAUUUUUGGAAGGCUUUUCUAACGAAAUAGAAGGGACAAUAAAGUCUGAAAUAGAUAAUUCAAAUGAAUUUAAUUUUGGAUACGAAUAUGAUGGUUUGUUUGACUGACUAGAUUGUGUAAAAAAUCUAUAGGUAUAGAUUGAAAAAUGUUUAUGUUUUUUUUUUUCAAUAGAUUUAAGACAAAUUAUUUUGUAAUUUUCUGCAUUGUAACAUUGCAUGCCAGUGAGCCGUAAAUAGAAAAGAAAUAAAAUGACAAUAAGAAUUCUUGUA